Durusdinium trenchii is the source of this 1212-nucleotide messenger RNA. The record is from the annotation of a GenBank genome assembly. Lineage: Eukaryota; Dinophyceae; Suessiales; Symbiodiniaceae.
CCACCAAGCACAUGAAAGGUUUGUAAGCAGAGCGCUGGCCAUGGCGCUUCCUGCCUGUUUGCUGCAGGGGCUGGCCGCUUUUGUUCUAGCUUUCCUGGCUGGAUAUGCAGAUGUCAUCACGUACAUGCGCUACGGCAGCUUCGCGGCCAGCAUGACGGGCAACGUGAUCUUCGCGGGGCGGCAGUUGGCCUCCUUGGCCUGGCAGGACUUCCUCUUUUACUUUGCCAUCAUGGUUGCGUGGAGCAGCGGAUCUUUUGUUUACCAUCAGAUUGAAAAGGUGUUUCCUCGUCGGGGUGCUUCCAGGGCGGCACUUCUGGUGGCGAUAUUCUCCACGGCCAUCGACAUCGCCUUCAACCUCUCAGCGCGUCCGGGGGACCCACGCAAUCGCUGGUGGAUUGUGGGUUUGGUGCCCAUCUUCGGUGUGGAAGAGGCCUUUGCACUCACUCAUCUCAAACUCCCAGCCACUGGCGUCUCGAAGCACCUGUACAACAUGUCCAAGUUGUGCGAGAUGUGUUGGAGCAAAGGCGGCGAGGAGGGCCAGCAGUGCAAAGAUGUGUAUUUGAGCGCUGUGAUGCUCAUCGGCCUCAUCACAGGUGCGGUGUUGGGCGAACGCUUGGCAGCUACCUUUGGUUUGGAGGUCAGAUGGUGCUUUCUGCCGGUCUCACCCUUGGUGAUGCUGGCAAUUUGGGUCCAUGAGCCUUGGAAUGCCUUGGCAUGGGUAAUAGCACGUCGAACCUUUGAAGCUUGGUGGUAGCUCUUUUUACGGCUGGCCUGCUUUGCCGCCUCUCACGGUGUGAGGAGUGCCUCCACUGGAAGACCUGUGAAGACCCAGUUAACAUGGAGCCAAUGGACAGUGAGGCAGAUGAUGAUGCAGAUUCCUCCUGACUCACUACGACCGCGUCCCCUUCGCUGGUGGCCAGUGCCUCUGACCAGACGUUGCCGUGCGCAGCUACAGUGGACCUCCAACUACAGCGUCCGUUGGGCACCACCGUCCGUUGCGGCCACCAAUGGGUGCUCCGGAGCGCACCGACGUUCGGCACCCGUCGGCAGCGGUCGGCGAGAAAUCCCUCAAAGCUUGCCAGGUCGGAGGCAAAACGUUGAGAAACGUGGCAAACGGCAGGUGCGUGGAUCGACGUCGUACCUCGUGUGGAAGGUCAGAUGAGCCGUCGGAGCCAGCGGAUCUCAGCGUUGUGGGCUGAAGAAAAGGGCCGA